This is a messenger RNA of Effrenium voratum, 2410 nucleotides long. NCBI's taxonomy places the organism in Eukaryota, Dinophyceae, Suessiales, Symbiodiniaceae. The record is from the annotation of a GenBank genome assembly.
GCAACGCUGGCUCUUGUCGCCAGUGAGCCUUGCCUUGAGCCAUGUGUCUGUGGGUGAUGCCAGUGAUGACAUGAAGAGGGCGGGGACCCUCAGCUUCAACGUGAAGCCUCAGGUCAGCAAUGGCUCGAAGGCCAACCGCACGGAGUAUGGCACGGACCCGGCGAAGGCCAUGGAGCACCUGCGGCAGUUCAUGAUCGCCUCGGCAGGCUCUGUGCUGCGUGCGUGGAUGGACUUCUUCGAUCAGGACAUGGAUCAUAGAAUUUCGAAGACCGAGUUCAGCAAAGGCAUGAGGGAGUUGGGCUACACCGGCGAUGUCUUCCAACUGUUCUCCGUCUUGGAUGAUGACGGCUCCAACGAGCUGACCCUUGACGAGAUCGACAUGAAGCAGUCGAGCAUCUGGCGGAACUUCCGGGUCUUUGCGGCAGCCAUGUUCAAGUCGGAGGAGGAUCUGCUUCAGCGGUGUGCCGACUGGGCCUUGGACGUGUCCCCGUCGCUGGCGAAGCUGCGGGCGGACCGGCCGCGGGUGGACCGCCUCACCCGCGAAGAGUUCUGCGUGGGCAUGCGGAAGAGCGGGUGGACAUGGAGUGUGGCGGACCUCAACUGGAUCUUUGACGCCUUGCACGACCAGACGGACCAGCUUCUGAAGGCAGACGGCCUUCGCUGGCUGCCCAUUGAACUGGUCCGGAAACAGAAGAAACUGGAGGCCAAAGCGAGAUCGAGCAAGUACCAGGCGCUGCAGAGCCGGACUGAUGUGUCGGCACAGGCAAAGCACCGCCACUUUGAGCGGUUCAAGGCCUACCUGCGGAAGAAGUACGGCAACCUGAUCCGAGCGUGGCGGCAAGCGCUGUCUCAAACGGAUUCUAUGGUUCUGUCGAAGCUUCACUUCCUCAAGGCAGCUUCUAGGCUGGGGUUCGCGAAAGAGUCCAAAGAUCUGUGGAAAGCGCUGGACAAAGACGACAGCGGCUCUGCCUCCAUCGAUGAAUUGGACCCAAAGAAUGCCGAAGUGCUGGCCCAGUUCAAGGUGUGGAUGACCAAGAAGUUCGGGGGCGUGCGCGAGGCCUUCAGCGCCAUCGACUCGGACAGCACCCGCUUCAUCUCCAGCUCCGAGUUCCUCUCGGCGCUGCAGCGUUUCGAGUUCCCGCGGCCCAGCAGGCAGCUUUUCAGCCACUUUGACAAGGACGGGGAUGGCAAGAUCGUUCUUGAUGACGUACUUUUCCUGGAGAGCUGGAACCCGCUGCCCUUCCUGGUGGUGUUGCCCAACUUCAAGGCCAAGAACGAGAUCAAGAAGCUGAUCCUCGUGAGGACGGGCCAGUACAUGAAAGCCUGGCGCCGGCUGUUGGACAAGGAUGCCACCAAUCGAUGCAACUGGUACGAGUUCAAGGACGCCUGCCAGGUCUUGGGCUACUCGGGUGACGUCGCAGGCGCCUGGCGAGCCUUCGACGACGACCUGUCUGGGUACAUCUCCUUGAAAGAGAUCGACGAGGAGUCGGCCCUCGUGUUGUCCAACUUCAGGAAGUGGUCCUCCCUGGAGUUCGGCUCCAUGAAGUCUCUCUUCAAGGUUUUCGAUGCGGACUGCUCGGGGAGUUUGACCUUCCAGGAGUUCCGCUCUGCCUGCCACAUCUACGGCUACGACGGCUCCGUCAGGGCCAUCUUCUCUGCAUUGGAUGUGGAUCAGCAGGGCACGUUGACGAUGAAGGAAGUCUUAUUUUUGGACGACUGGGAUGAUGGCGAGGAGGAGGAGGGCGACGGCCCGCAACCAGGCGCGCUGGUUCCGCGACAGGCCAAGGCCUACCAUGGUCCAAGCACCUGGCAACUCACGGAUCCCCCCGCUAGGGCGCGCGAGGUGAUCAAGCGAAAGCGUGACUUGCAUGGCCGUGCCAUGCCCGACAUUCCGCGCGUGCAGCUCUGCAAAGGAGACGAGUCAUCUUCGAAGUUCUGGCCAGAGAAGAGCCAGAGCGCGCGGGAACCGCGACUCCACUCGCGGCAGAAGUCCUUUGCCACGGCAAACUCUCGCACCUUCGAGGACUGGGCAAGGAGGACAUCCACGCCUUCCAAGAGCAUCAUGAGCCUGGACUGGCAGGAAGACCCACUGUCCACUUGCAUGAUGAUGGAGCAGGUGGGGCUGCCAAGUGUUUCUUCCGCCUGGUGCGACCUCCCUUUGAAAGAUCUGCAAAGAACAGAUUUGCAUCAAGGCUCGCUGGGUAAGCCCCUCUCCGCCACCUGGAGCCCUUCUAGCUCGGCCAAGCCGACGCUGGACGAUCUCCUCACCCCGGCGCCGCUCAGAAAGGCGGCGCUGGCCAGGGUGAAGCGCACUUCGAUCGACGCCAGGCCUGCCACCUCUGAUUGUUCAGCAAGAGGGCGAAUUCAGCCAGGUUGAUCAGGUAGCAACUGGCGCUAUGGUCAAAAUACA